AUGGAAUGCCAUAGUGAACUAGUCAUACGUCCAUGUGCUUUGAAACAAUUAAAUCAAGACACAGAUAUUAUCAUCCUUCCAGCAAAUAAAGACUCCACAUAUGAAAAACUUAAGAAAGACCCUACUGCUUCACUUAAAACUCUCACCACCAAUUUUAUUAAGAAAAACAAUCUCCCAGACAUGUCAAUACCCAGAAACGCGGUACCACUUAGACUAUAUGGACUACCCAAAAUCCAUAAAAACAACAUACCCCUCAGACCCAUAGUAAGCGCUAUAAACUCGCCUACAUACGAUCUAGCUUGCUUCCUGGUCAGCAUACUAGAAUCUCUCACGGGUGCAGCUAUGGGAUCACCGAUAUCUCUAAUCAUAGCAAACAUAUUUAUGGAACACUUCGAAUCUCAGGCCAUCAAAAAAAGCCACAAACAUGGUACCGAAACAGAACAACAUGGUAAACUUCCAUUUGUAGAUGUUCUGGUCACAAGAAAACCAGACGGAUCUUUAGGCCACCAAAUCUAUAGAAAAUCCACCCACACCAAUCGAUAUUUACACGCGGCAUCACAUCAUCACCCAGCCCAAAAACAAGCUGUGAUAAACUCGUUGAUCUAUAGAGCAUUUACUAUAUGCGACAAAGACAGCAUUCAAAACGAACUCAAAAAAUUAAAAAACACUCUACAAAUAAAUGGCUACACACUGCAACAAAUAAACGAAGUAAUUAAAAAACAUCAAAAUAAACCCUCUACCACCACUCAAAAAACACCAGCACCAGAACAAACAACAAACUUAAAGAAAGGAACCACUUACCUCCCAUACAUAAAGAGUGUCACAGAUAAGAUUGGCAGAAUCCUGAACAAACACAACAUACAAACGGUCUACAAACCAACGAAUAAAAUAGGACAGAUUCUUAACAAUCCAAAAGACAAAAGACCGCUAUUAGACACACCAGGAGUGUACAAAAUACCUUGUUCAUACGGUAAAGUAUAC
Molecule: messenger RNA, 981 nt
Organism: Pseudomyrmex gracilis
Lineage: Eukaryota; Metazoa; Arthropoda; Insecta; Hymenoptera; Formicidae
Exons: 4
Source: RefSeq, a predicted model, not a curated record